Molecule: messenger RNA, 16267 nt
Organism: Porites evermanni
Lineage: Eukaryota; Metazoa; Cnidaria; Anthozoa; Scleractinia; Poritidae
Source: the annotation of a GenBank genome assembly
AUGAAAGUAUGUGUUCCAGUGCUUUCUGCCAUCGUCGGAAAUAGCAUAACUACAAAAAGGAUCAUGAGACUCGUGUUAGAGGUAAAUAUUCCAACUUUUUUUUCCUAUAACAGUACCUAUUGAUAGUGAAAAUCAAUUAUUUUCUAAUAGAACGACUCUCGUGUUUGCCCCGAGCUUGUAAUAGGGUUAUUUGGACGUGAAACAUGAAGUUCUAUUUUGAAAACCUUUAACCGGCACACCCUUGGCCUUGAGCGCCUUUCGAUUGCUAAAAGAAUCUGUUUAUUUACAUUUGGCUGCAAGAAGAUGCCCUAACCUUUUUGCGACUUUAAGGUCUUGCAUAUUCUUUAUUACGUAGACUUGUUAAUCGGGUGUGUUGAAAAAAGCUUUUUAAUUGUAAUUGAUCUCCGAUAUCAUGUGCAACGUUUCAUAGCAGAUAGACAAAGUAAUGUCUCGCUUCAUUAUUAUAUUCCCUGCAUACAAUUUUCAGUCUUUUUUUGUCUUCAUUAUCAGUUUUGCCUGGAUAUAUGAUCGUAUUUAUAUGCAAGUAAAAGCCACCGAAUAACAACAACGCGCCGAGUGAUAAAUUAGUGUCAGCUUCAUGCCUGCUAGCCGUGAUCAUACAGCGUACCGAAAAGAGCAAAAAUAUUUUUUUAAAAAGGAGAGAAGAGAGUGAUUUUAUUUCUCAAGCUCCAACUGUCAAGGCUUAAUGUUAAUACAAUGUGCUAAUCUUUAAGUGCAACGAUUUUAAAUAAAAGCGCACAACGCUAAAGUACGUGAUUGUAUUCACAAGCAUGGAUAAUGAAUCAAGAUUAUUCAUUACAAAAUCAGGAACGGAGACGAGGACUUAAGAAAAUGGAACGUAAUAUGAGAAACUGGUUUGGUGGAUUUUUAUGUACCGUAUUUAUUCGAUUAACCGCCCUGAGCGCUUAUUAAAUUUUUAGACCUUGAGAAUGGGCGCUUAUUCGAGGCUGGGAGCGUGUUAAAUUUUCACUAUUCUCAGCAAGUGUAGUAUGUUUAUUUUGCAACAAAACAAUAAAUGGUAAUAACAACAAGCAAAGAUGAAACAAAGCAAGGUUUCUGUAAAAUACUCUGAAGAAAACUCCGUCUUCAGGAGGGUCCCUUAUUAUCUCUUAUUGAAGUUUGUGUAAGAGGGAGUGCGGUGGGGGUGGGCGCUUAUUCGAGGCUGGGAGCUUAUCAACUUUUUCUGCCUUUAGGAUGGGCGCUUAUUCGAGGUGGGCACUAAUUCGAGGUUGGGCACUUAUUCGAAUAAAUACGUUAUUUAGAUUUUAGAUUUUAACCAAUAGAAUGCUAUAAACUGUAAGUCCGUACUACAUAGUCCAUCAUCUUAUGCCAACAUAGUUAAAAUUAAAGUGGAGGAAAAUUAUGAAGUAUCAGGAAGUUAGUAUCAGGAAACUAUGUAUCAGGAAAUUAUGUUUUUCCCCAGAAAACCUUGUUAGAACUAUGAAGAACACAUUUCACACAGAGUACGUUUUUAUAUAAAAAUGUGAGCGAUACUGCAAUGAAACAACGAUACAUCUGUGUUACGUGAUUUCUGGUGUGCAAAAACAAUCUCCGUUCUUCAAAGUUAGCAAAGGCCUUGUGUUGUCUUUUAGUGUUGAUAUUGCCUGCAAUGCGCUAAAAUGAAAUGAAAUGUUCCGAUAAUUCUAAAUAAUAACACUAACAAGAUGGUUCAGGGCUUUUAGGUCUUACAAUAAAAGGCUUACUGAAAAGUCAUAAAAGCGCAACUUAAAAAUUGGCACAAACAAUCACGGAUUAAGCUCCUGUCCACGCAUAAGAACGGUGAUUUCUGCGCGAUUUUCUGUAACGGAGCGAAGCUGCGAUGCGCCGAUCUCUAAAGUGGAGAGUAACGUAUUGGAUAGGUGUUUGCUUUUCUUGUUUGCAUGAAAAGCUAUCCAGUAUGAACUAAUGUCAACAAAGCCUAAAUUUAUUGCCAUUUCCAUAUGAAUAAGUGACAUUGCCGAUUACAAUAUUAGGUAAAACGUCAAAGUAAAAUUAAAGAGGGGAAAAUAACAAAUGACCAAAACCUGUAACCACAGAAAAUUUCUAGUCAUAUGGCGGUGCAGCUACUUAAAAUGUUGCACCUUCCCGUUUUUUUCAGAGGUCAGAAAAGUAAAGUAACCAAGUUUCUUUCAAACAAAUUAAAACGAUCGGAGACAGCAUGCAUACAGUUUUAAAUCUAUGUUUUGCAAAGUCUUUGAGACAAAAAAUAUGGUGGAAAAAAAAUAUAGCUGCACAUGAAUUCAGCGAUAAAAUCCUCUUUACGCCUUCGAUUCGAUAUUCCUCGAGCAGUGGUUUCUAGCGUCCGGCCUGGAGAAACCACUGCUCGCAGGGUAUCGAUUCGAUAGCCUCCCACGCAGACGUUCUUAAGGGUUUGUCACGCGUUCCUGCCCCUGUUCAUGAACCCCUUAGAACGUCCGCGUAGGAGGCUAAUCGCACCUCAAGAUUAUUUCACACAUCCUGCUUUAAGCCAUGUCCGAGUUACGAAAAUUCUCACUUUGUAAACUACGCUAAGGGCAAAACUUUUGUUGUGAAAGUGAGUUUUAUUUGCAUGAGAAUAAACAAUUGUUUAAUACAUCAAUAGUCUUGCACUUAGCCUCGCUUUGAAAUAGAGACCAAUCUCAACCACCAUCUUUCUAUGCCACCCAUUGAAGAACUGGGUACUAUAAGAACAUGUCGCGGAAGACAAUAGCUUUCUGGACGAUGUAUAUUCUAGUAGAAGAGUAUCAUAUCUUCUUCCAAAAGAAGAACAAACAACCCCAAAAAGACGUGUUGAUCACCGGCUGUGUGCGGCUUACAUUUGCUGAUAGUUAGGUAAACCAAACUGUUCUUUUUUUCGAUUAAACUGACAUGACCGCAGCGCUAAUGGAUUACCUCUUAAAUCACGUAUUAUGAAGAGUCGGUGUAUGUUUUAGCCUGCGUAGCAGGCGCUAGGAAAAAAAUGGGCCCAAGAAAGAACGGGCGCGCGCGAGGGAGACACGUAAGGGGACACGCGUGUCUCCUCUCGCGCGCGUUUUUUCUUGCGCCCAUUUAUUUCGUAACGCCUGCUACGCGGGCUAUGUAUGUUUCAUGUCGACAAGCAUCCGGGAUAGUGUGAACAGCAACGGCACAAACCUGGAACAAGUCGUUCACACACAUCGAACUUCAUGCCGGGGCAGUCGGCCGAGAGGCUGGUGAACAAAAUCCCAGUCCUCAAUCCUGAAUAUUUACUUCCGUCUCAGGGGAUUCCAGUCGUUAUUCCCACUUCUUCACUUCCGCUACGGUCAGAAUACCUGUUCACAGUACACCAAAGUAUUGCACAGAACCUAUCCGAUAUGUGACGCUCCACUUUCAAGAUCGGCGAAGCGCAGCUUCGCUCAGUUACAGAAAUCGCGCCGAAAUCACUGUUCAAUACAAUACAAUACAAUAUUCUUUAUUUAACGAAGGUGACGUAAUAACCCAAUAGUUAUCUAACUUACGGCCUUCACAACAAUACACAAUACACAUAUAAAAUCAGUAAUAUACAAAAAGAGAAGAAAAUAGAACUAGACAAGAGUAUGGUUUAACAUAGAUAUAAGACGAUAUAAACUAAUUACUUUCUAACACAGUCACAAUAAAGAGAAAAACGACAAUCAUAACGUCGUUAAGCAAACUUAAGGAAUAAGGUUAAGAGUUUAUGCUUAAAAUUAUUUAAUCUAGAUGAAAAAAUAAUAGAAGAAAGAGAUACACACGCUAUUUGCUUAAGAUCAGUGUCAAGGCAAUUAAAAAGAGUGGCAGCAGAGUAAGCAAAUGUGCGCUUUCCAGAAUUAGACCGAGGGUAUGGAACUUGAAGAUUAAAAGUACAAGCUCUGGUGUGCAGAGCAGUUGAACGAACAGAAGACAAGAAAUUGAAUUUACGUUUAAGACAAAGAGGAGCAUCAGGAUUAUUAAGAGUAGUGAAUAAAAGUACAAGUUUUCUUAGUUUUAUAAGGUCGAAAAUAGGCAGCCAUUUGAGUUUGGAAAAUAAGCUUACAGAUGGUUGAGAGAAGUCGGCAUCAAGGACUGGGAGCAAUCUAGCUGCACGUUUUUGAAGGAGAAGAAGGCGAAGAAGAUCUAUGUGAAAUGGUUUUCGCGCCGGCGUAAAUGAUGCUAUCCGCUCUAGUGUGAAUAUUAAGCCUUAAAUUCCUUUUAUUCUUUUAUUUUAUUUGUAUUUUAGGUUGGAUUUCUUCUCGUUCUGGGCAUGUCCCAGGCGUGGGGUUAUUCCUCAGGCCCACCACUUAGUAAAUGCGAGACAGUACUUCCUGUCCACCGUGGGAACAAACCGCAGUCAGGGGCAUCUCCUUACAGCAUUGUUGUGUCCAACAGUUCUUACACCACAGGAGAGAGCCUUACAGUAACUAUACAAGGAUCAGGAUCUAAGAAAUUUAAAGGAUUCAUUUUACAAGCCCGUGGCAGUGAUAGCUCCGUCGCGUGGCCCGUAGGAGAGUUCACUGAAAUUCCCGCUGACGGUGCGUGAUGUUGAGUAGAUGUAAAUACAGCUACUUCGAGAAAGGUUGUCGGGAAAAGUGCACGCGACAAUCCUGAAAGGCAUUGUGGGUGGUUUUGAGUUCUCUUUUUUUCAAAGAAAUUUGAAAGAAUUGGCAGGCACGAAAGGCCAUGGAAAUGUGUUUGCGAGUGCUAAAGGAAAGCAACAAAAGUAGGUUCGACAGCUACAGUCGUCAGGAACAGUGUAUUGAUCGUAUCCCAUAUUACCUUUCGGGAUUGUCGCGUUCACAUUUUUAGCUCAUGGAUGACGUAGUCAUGCCAUGGGCUUUUGGAGGCACUCGAAUGGCACUCGAUCACUCACUCACUCACUCACUCACUCACUCACUCACUCGAUUCUCAUUAAUUUAUUCAUUAAAGUCAGAUUAAACACGUUACUCCUACCUCCCUUACUUAGUAUUACCUUUUUUCCAAGUGCCUUUUACGUAUAUGUUUGGAAUAUUCUAGAGGGUACUAGUAAGGCGAAUUUUUUCCCGACACAUCAAUUAUAGAGAUUGGUUUUGUAUAAAUAACAAUAUUUUAAAGAACACUGAUAAUAUCAUCCGCAAGAAAUGGACUUAGAAUUGUUAAAAGGCCAUUGAAAUAAUUGAGCGUGGAUCAUUGUUGUAUAUUUGGACGAAUUGUGCACAUUUGUUCCCGAUAUUGUACUUGAUAUGGAGAAGAUGCGAUCAACAGGAGCGUGAAAGAGCUAUUGCAGCCUGACGAUGGGAUUUCGUUCAGCGAAAAGCGAAUAAGCGAAAGAGCCUUAUAAUCACUGCAAAAAAACUGUCCUCGAAUUGUUAAAGCGACAUUGAGGAGUAUCUAUUGAGGUUUAUUCAGUUAUUUGGACGAAUCCGUUCGACCAUUUGUCUUCGUAUGCAAACAGGGAAUGAAUUAAUGUUGUGUCAACUAGAAGCACAGGUUUUAGAACCAACAAGCGUUACGCUAUUUUGCUUGAAUUCUUAGGUGAUCUUUGCCUUAAAGUAGGCUUUUGUUUGUCGGUGAUUCCAUUUAGCAGUGCUAUUAAUGUAAUUUCUACAACAAAUGCUGCGCUGGUAUAAACAAGUCUCUGGCGAAAGGCAAUCGGAUACUUUGACUGCGUUUAAAUUACUUGGCUAGGUCAGAGCACGUAUUGCUUUGAGCUUAAUCCGUUUUACAGGUAUUAAAAUAAUUUUUAGCUCGUGUUUAUCAAAAGCGCGUUCUAAAGCAGUUCAAUUUAGCCAUAAACGCCUGUAUUCUGUAUUUAAUAUAGCUCGUACUUAAUAUACUAACCGUUACGUACUCAUCAUAUGGAAACAUUUAUUUGAAAGCAUUGCACUUUAAAUAACCACGGUUUAAAUAAAACUCAUGUAUGUAAAACUUGGCAAGAAAGUGCACUGUCGUUCAGAAAGUGUUUGACAGUCACAUGAGAAAGCAAACUAUUUUACAACUAAAAAGCGUUAAUAAUUGCUUUUAAAAGUGAUCUUUGCUUUGUAAGUAGAAAUGCUGCGCUGAUAAAAAGUUUCUAGAAUAUUCAGGUACACAUGCAAUCGGAUACUUCGAGUGACGCUGUAGUCCGUACACAAUGAACCGUUCAAAAAGAUUUAUAUGUUUUUCUUUGAUUAUUGAACUGUCUUUUCUACACUAAUUCAAUUCAUCCAUGAGCUCGCUCCUAGGAGCCUUUGAUUUUCCGACAACCUCUCUCGAAAUAGCUGUAUACUGCACCUCACAUACAAUGUCCUAAUUAAGGCCUUGCCUUUUUACUGCAGUGCUGCAGAAAAAAUCGCCUGAGUUCUCUUCACACUUCAAAUUUUACGCCCCUAUAUGGUACUGAAACACGGUCCCUUACUGUAAACUCGCCUUGGAGUUGUUGAAUCACUCGGCCGGACCGCUUUUUCGUCACUAAGGGCCUGUUUACAUGAAGGUGGGGGACCCCAGAUAGGUGAGGUAACAUGGGCGGGUCACCUCACCUAUCAUGUAAACAUGAUCAAAUUAAAAUGAGAGAUUAUAUGAACAGGAGGGUUACCCCACCGAAGCGGGUUACCUCACCUUCCUGGGGUGCCCCACCUCCAUGUAAACAGGCCCUAAUUUGUACCUCCUAAGAUCACAGCUUUGGCUAAAGCCGUUAGCUGCAAGGAUCACGUUUAUUAUUUAGGUGUAUUUUUUCACGUGCAAUUCACACAUUCACAUCCAUUCCUAGCUUUGAGCUAGUGUGCUAGAAACCAUACGAGAGCUUUUCCGUAGGCUACUCUAACAAAAACCUCCGUUUUCUCACGCCAUCCACACUAUUUAGAAUGCCUGAAUGGACUUAGCUUUAUUCUUUCAUUUUUCAGGAGCUCAAGUGUUAUUUUGUGCAGGAGGAGACUUAAAGGUGAUUUCACUAAUCUUCAUUUAAUUAUCCAUUGAAUGAGGAAAUUAGCCGCAUUCGCGCAGGGUCUUCAAGACGUAAGAAACGUUAAUUCUCUUUUCUUUCAAUGCGCACCGCCCAACAGAAAGGACAUGAAAAUCUUGUAGUGUGAAAAACGUUUCACAAAUAGUACUGACUAUAGUAACUAAGGUUUCAGUCACUUGAAUUCAGUCAUGUUUUCAGUGUUAUCCGGAUUCUUGUGCAUGGGGCGUUAAACCAAUCUGGAGAGUGGUUUAAAAAGAUACGGUUUUGGUGCCGAGCAGAUUUACUGGUGUCGUGUGGACGGAAGGUAGAUUCGUAUAAAAAUAAAUAUGUGGUUUAAAAAUAUCCGGAUUCUUUUGGACGGGGUCUAACUGUUUUUAACGUCGAAUUCUUGCUUUGCCACACACCUGACAAGACGGCCAUGUUGAAGGUCAAAACAAAAGAGUUUUUCCUCGAAGAAUUACAUGAAAAUGGAGUUUAGUUCCCAGGAGAGAGAAAUGCUUUUGCUCUUGACCACCAACAUGGCCGCCGUGACGUCACGUACAAACCAACAAUAGGCAUGCGCAAUAAACAGAUGGUCCUGGUGGGGUUCAAGUGUGCGCAGAAAAAACGCCCGUGCAACAUGAAAGCCUCUGAAAGGGUAGAAUCUGUGUGAGCGUAUCGUUGCACAAUUUGCUUCUAAGGUCUUUGAGUAUGACUAUAUAUUUUAAAGCUGUAGAUUUUGUUUUCUCUUUCAGAGUACUGCUGCUCAUAAGAAUCCUAACAAAACAGAAUGGUCUUCGCUUCAGUUCACUUGGACGGCCCCUGCCCAAAGUGCCGGGAACAUUACUUUCAUGUAAGAACGGAUUUAAAGUGCAGUUAGGGAGCUUUAGCAACGACGACGGCGACAACAAUUAGGAACUCCAAAAGAGCAAUGGGUUUGUUAAGCAAAAAGACAACUUCGCACGUGCAGUACGCUUUUUUGUACCUUUGCGCGACUAUGACGUGAAAAUGCCUGAUUUCACGCUUUAUGGAGGACGUAAACAAGUGACGAAGAAUUUUUCUUUCUCCUUCCAAAUUUGAUUGCGGUCCCCAAGAAAUCAACUCUAGGGAAACUUGCCUACAUUUGACAUUUUCAGCGGAUUGGAAUAAACGCGACAAUGUUUGAAAAAACGCGAAUGCCUUUUCAAAGUGACGUUUACGCUGCCGUCGCCAUCGUAGCUCCCUAUUAGGGACCUUAAGAUCCGACGACGGGGACGGCAACGAGGAGGUCAAAAAGAGCAAUAGGUUUAAUAUCCAAAACAACAAUUUUUCACGCUUUUUUCUACAUUAAUUUCUUUGCCAUCACUGCACGACUACGACGUGAAAAUGCCUAAUUUCACGUUUCACAAAGGAAGUACACAAGCGAAGACGAAAUUUCUUCUCUUGGCUGAUUUUGGACAUGGUUCUUAGGGAUUCAACUUUAGGAGGGUUCACUUACAUUUGGAAAAGUUAGUGACUUGGAGUAAUCGCUAUAAAGGUUGAAAGAACGCGAAUUCACUUUUUCAGCGACGUUUUCGCUGCCGUCGCCGUCCUCAGAUCUUAUGGUCCCUAUUGUGUUUGGUCAAACAGAAUCGUAUAAUGGAGAGAAUUUGCCCCCCAAAUUCUGCAUAAACCAUUGUUUUUAAAUGCUCCUGGGGGUAUUGCAUUUUCCCAAGAGCAUUUUAAGACAAUAAGUUAUGCAAAAUUUGGGGGGCAAACAGAGUGUAUUAUGGGCAAUUGGAAAAUAGUCAAUAGCGAAUUUAAGUAACGACGACUGCGACGGCAACGUGAACGGAAAAAAGUAAUAGCAUUAUAUAUAAUAGCAAAACAACAACUUUGCACGUGCAUCACGCUGUUUUGAUUUGUACACUUCUUAGCCUUCGCUGCACGACUGCGACAUAAAACUUCCUAAUUAUACGCGCCUGCUUUAUGGAGUAGGUGAGCCCAACACAAAAUUUUCUUUUUCUUAACAUAGAUACGGUCCUUUCGGAUUCAACCCCAGAAAAUUUCGCCAGCAUUUGACAAGUUAAAUGAAAUUGAAUGAGAUCGUUGAAGUUUGAAACAGUGCGAAUUCACUUUUUAAGUGACGUUUUCGGUUUGUGGUCUUCCGGAAAUUUUGCUACCAUGGCAACGUGACGUAACGACUUGUCCUCUCUAUGUGUGAAAAGGAAAGGGGAAAGUGUUUUACGGGAGUCAAAUCUUUCUUCUCUUGAUACAUUCAGCGCGCGUAUCAUUCUAGAAUGGAAUUUUUUUCAGUCCGAUACCUUUUUCGGGUUCGGCUGUAAUGCCACAGCCGUAGGCGACGCAGGCAUCUGGCAUGAUUCCAGCUCUGAAUCCAGAGAGGUUCGUGUUGGUCGCGUUUCGAUGACAUCAAGACAAAGCUCGGACCCAUUCUUCGCAGUGCUCGGUAAUGGCCGAAAGAACCACCAAAAUCUUAGCCUGAAUUUCAUCUGAUUACUUCGAGUCGUUAUUACUUCCUCAGUUGUUGAGAGGAGAAAACGACUCGAAGCAAUCGGAUGAAUUUCAGGCUACCAAAAUUUGAAACUUUAAGAAAUUAUAACAAAUAAAGUAACGCCCACUACAGCAAACAAAGACGCAUUUGUGGCGCUGUUUGCUUAUGAUUGCAGCGCGGUUUUUCAAACCUGCUUUGAAGCACUUUAAUGGCAGUAUUGCUCAUCUUAGUCAUUUCGUUUUAAUUACAGCGCGACAGUCGUUGAAAAUUUCACCACUUUCUGGGGAAAAAUUGAAUCAUCUGUGGUUAAAGGGCCUCCAGCUGAAAAUGUAACACGAGGGGAAGUAUCGCAAAGCUUUCAGGUAAGUCUAAAUGUACAAGAAGAGCGUGCAGCGCUAGAUUAAUAAAACCUUGUUCCGAUGAUCCAUCAUUAAAGAAUUUCAUUUUGAUUUAUAUUUAAUUUAUUUGUUAACUGUAGGAACGUUAACACGCCUGUGUUAAGCAGGCGCCGGGUUUUUUUGGUUAAAGGUGAAAUAUCGAUGACGUGUGUGUGCAAGAUUGGAGAAAAAGCUAGCCUCCCUUCACAUGUUCCUCUCGCGCUCUAUAAACAACUUACCAAACAAAACCAGCGCCUGCCACGGAGGCUAGGGCUUCCGUUUCCUGUAACCCCUCAUUGUGUCGAACUGCAGUAUGAGGUGGUUUUGGGAGUGCUGUCGCUCAUUUUACCGGCUAUUGGCUUAGAAACUGGGUCAAAAUGUGCCUCCCAAAACGGUCCCACAGUACAGUUCGAGAUACCACCCACCUUGUCUCAAGUGUAAGGUCAAAAUGGCAAGUAACGCGGAAAACAGGCCGCGCAGGGCAUCGCGGGAAGGCGUUACAUCAUUUACUGGGGCAUGAAGUACACCCUUCUCACGUCAAAACACCCGCAAAGAUGGAGGAAUACUAAUUUUUCAUUGUCACUUAAUUAUUGGUAGAUUGACAAAACCGGAUGUGGUAAGACCAAGGGAUGCUUCUCUCUUCCAUCAGACUGCACCGGAAGUGCCGAUUGUAACUAUUUAUUUACAUAUCAAGUUUCUGGAGGAAAGGUUGUUAUGGAGAUGAGUGCUAAACAACGCUAUGUUUCAGUUGCAUUUAAUGAGCAGCCAGUGAUGGUAGGUAUGAUGGCAUUUCCGUAACCAGUUAACGUCUAGAAUUGAUAUGACUAAUUUUGACUGACUGGGUGAUGGAACGACUAUCUGUUAGACUAACUGACUGACUUACUGUAUGACUGACUGAAUGAGUAGCUGGCUCAUUGACUGACUGCUUAUGACUGUUUGACUGGCUGACUGACUGAUUGACUGACGGUCUGACUGGCUGACUGAUUGAGUGGCUAAUUGAUUACUGGGACUGGUUGACUGACUGACUGACUGACUGACUGAAUGCCCGACUGACUGGCUGAUUAGUUGACCGACUGACAGACUGACUAUGCUCAUCUAAAAUUCUAUUCCUGUUUCUCGUAUAUUUAUUAACUUCCCAAAACAAAUGUAUGGGUUAGUCUCAAUUAUAAAAUCUAAUGUUUGAAUUAAUAUGAAAAGUUCCCUUCUAGUUUAAUGAACGUUUGUUCUCGUUCUAGUAUUCUUCAGUAUUUUUCUGCUUGGAGAAUAUUUGUUACUUUCCUGUGUCAGAGGGUUUUGGUGUAAAAUACAGAUUAGUUAAAAAAAUAAAUCUAAAUAUUGUUUUUUACUUGAUUAAGGACAAAAUGGAUGCCAUUAUGUGCGCUACAAUGGGGAACAACCUAGUGGAAUUACGUCACUAUUAUUCACGUGACCACAACUUGGACAGGCAAAACCUGGUGAGGAAAAAGAUUAUCUAUAACUCGCCCCAUCAGUGUUGACGCUUCGUCCCUGGCAGGGUUAAGGCUGCUUAGCAGGCACAUGAAAAUAAUAGUAGGGAGCUAAAAGAACGAGGCGCGCGUGUCUUCCUCGCGCGUCUGGUUCUUCUUGUGUCCAUAUUAUUGCUUUGAGUAUAACUUCUCUUUCUUAUUCAAACUCAUUGCAUCCCCUUCUCAGUCACUAGCAGUUUGUCCUUUGAAGUCUGUUGCAACAAUCCUACAACUUACUACUAGGGACCUUAAGAUCCGAGGACGGCGACGGCUGAGAAAACGUCGCUGAUAAAGUGAAUUCAUGUUCUUUCAAUCUUCAUCGCGAUUACUCCAAGUCACUGACUUUUUCAAAUGUAGGCGAACCAUCCUUAAGUUGAAUUCCUAAGAACCACAUCCAAGUGCAGAAAAAGAGAGGACAUUUUGUCGUCGCUGGUGUACUUCCUCUGUACAACGUAAAAUUAGGCAUUUUCACUUCGUAGUCGUGCAGUGACGGCAAGGAAAUCUACAAAAAAGCGUGAUGCACGUGCAAAAUUGUUGUUUUGCUAAUUAAACUUGUUGCUUUUGUGGCGUUCCCGUUGCCGUCGCCGUCGUCGGAUCUUAAUGUCCCUACUUAAAGAAAAGUGGGGAAUUGUGACGCAGUGAAGUGGAUUUUUUUAUGGUAAUGAUCUUAAGGUUGAGCUAACCUUAAGACAAAUUGUUUCAGGUUGGAAACAGCGACAUUACUUUAAAUACGAUUGUUAACGAGGAUGGUGGAAUAAAGUGCAGGUAAGUUGCAUCUCUUACAUUUCAGUGUAAAUUGUUUAAUUAAGAUAUUUUGUUAGUUUUAACAACCAGUUGAGGGAUCAACUUCACUAACUAUGGUUUCAAUGGGUUGUUAACGGUAGUUUGUUUUCAGUUGCUAGUGCUUUUACGUUAUGAAUGCUAUGUGAGGUACGGUAUGGCUUGCAAGGUUAUUUAAGAGGUAUCUGACAUUGUAGGGCCGUUGUGCUGCUGCUGCUGAUUGAAGGUACACGGCUGAUGUGUUGAGUAUGACAGUUGGAUAGAUUUGUAGUUGUUUUAGAUUCUUACUGGUUAACACUGCCAUGCGGUUUUUUUAAACUAGUUUGUUUAGUACAGAAAAUGCGUGAGCGCUAAAGGUCUCGGCUGUUGAAGUAUCGGUAACAGUGAGGCAUUUAAUUAAUUUUCUCCAUACCAGGGUCACUCGAAAACUCACGUCAAAUGCAGCUUACUUUAAAGAUCUAACCAAGAUGUGGUACGUCCUUUUUGCCUAUGGAACCACAAGUAAGUGUUGCUAACAUGCAGAUGUCGUGUUGGCUUUGUAGGAAAAAUGUUCCAUCUAAAGUAGAGCUGUCCAGUUCUAUUGCCGAUUUUUGUGGCUAGCGUGCGUAAUUUAUGCAUAAAUUAGUCAAUAAUUUUGCACACCACCACCAUGAAAUAGCGGGGCAAGGCGUUAUAAGUGCCUCAAAUACGUGUAUACGUCAAACCCUGUUAAUACUGAGGCGGAAAUAGAAAGUGUCCGUAUUAAGCAGGUUAAAUUAAGAGAAAAUGUAAGGGCUUUCUUUCCCCAGGGAUAAAGCAAACUGUCCGUAAUAACGAGGUGUCCAUAUUAAGCAGGUUGAAUUUAGAGAAAAUGUAAGGGCUUUCUUUCCCCACGGAUAAAGCAAACUGUCCGUAAUAAUGAGGUGUCCGUAUUAAGCAGGUUGAAUUUGAAGAAAAUGUAAGGGUUUUCUUUCCCCAGGGAUAAAGCAAACUGUCCGUAAUAACGAGGUGUCCGUAUUUAGCGGGUUGAAUUUAGAGAAAAAGUAAGGGCUUUCUUUCCCCAGGGAUAAAGCAAACUGUCCGUAAUAACGAGGUGUCCGUAUUAAGCGGGUUGAAUUUAGAGAAAAUGUAAGGGCUUUCUUUCCCCAGGGAUAAAGCAAACUGUCCGUAAUAAUGAGGUGUCCGUAUUAAGCAGGUUGAAUUUGAAGAAAAUGUAAGGGUUUUCUUUCCCCAGGGAUAAAGCAAACUGUCCGUAAUAACGAGGUGUCCGUAUUUAGCGGGUUGAAUUUAGAGAAAAAGUAAUGGCUUUCUUUCCCCAGGGAUAAAGCAAACUGUCCGUAAUAACGAGGUGUCCGUAUUAAGCGGGUUGAAUUUAGAGAAAAUGUAAGGGCUUUCUUUCCCCAGGGAUAAAGCAAACUGUCCGUAGUAAUGAGGUGUCCAUAUUAAGCAGGUUGAAUUUAGAGAAAAUGUAAGGGCUUUCUUUCCCCAGGGAUAAAGCAAACUGUCCGUAAUAAUGAAAUGUCCGUGUUUAGUAAGCGGAUGUCCGUAACGCGGGGUUUGACUGUGUAAGUUAUGACUCUGUGGAUAUGACUCUCCUUUCAAGCGCGGAUCCACACAGGUUUCCACCGUUUUACGGAAAUCGGUCAGAUUUUUCAUAAUUAAUAUAUUUUCAAUAAUGAUAAUAAAAACUUUCCAAGUUGAAAUCUAGAAAGUGGUUUAGACAGUCAGUAAAUGUCCUGUCUGAAUGGCUCAGAAACCCCGGAAAGGGGACUUUAAGGACUUGAAAUCCAAAACUUUUCCCUGGGGAGCAUGCUCCCGGACCCCCGCCCUAAAAGCUCGCGCGUUUUCGGUGCUCGUUUAGGAAACCAGCCAGUAUUUAAUGUAGAUUCGCGCCUACGCUUCAGGUUUGGGUUCUGCAACACGUUACAGGAAGUAAUUUGUUUUGUUUUGUGGUGUUUUUUUUAGCGCGCUCUGGAAGUGGGCAGUAUCAUCAAAAAAAUCGAAAGGUCUGGGGGGAGAAGAUCGAUCUUUCGGUCCCUGCAACUUUAGUUGAUGGAAAGACGCAAGUCAAGGAUACGGUGAGAUAUGAAUAUUCUAUUGAACUUCAAGUGAAACUUCUCAUUAAGUCGUCGUUUAGUCCAUCCACAAUCGCUAGAAGUGGAGUAGUCUCUCAUGAUUUUCCACAGGAAAGUAAAGCGAAAGAAUGCAACAGCGCGUGUGACAUCAUCAUUUAUUAGCCUUUGUGUUAGAACCACUUUUAAAGGAUACAGCAAGUUGUUAGGCGAGCAGACCUCAAGAAGCCACCAGUCUUAUAGGAGUUCGCCUCUCGCGAGCAAGGAGACACGUUUGUUUCGCUCUCUCUCCAUCUCUCAUAAAAAAAAAUGAGAGACUAUUCAUAGUCGUCUAACAAAUAGUUUAUUCCAAUGUUUUGGGAAUCCAUUUAUCUACCUGAUCUCCCUAUCCAUCCAUCCACCCAUUUACUCGCUUAUCCAUUCAUCUAUCCAUCCAUCCGUCCUUCCAACCACCUAUCUAGUACCCUGCGAAGUAGGCGCCAACUAUUUUUUGGUUAGUUUUUAUAGAGUGCGUGCGUCCUCGAAAUUUCUCCCUUCGCCCUCAUCCGUGCAUUUGUCCCUUCCGUUCUCUCUAGCCGGCUUCUCAUGGGACAAAUCCUAUGAUGUGCCAAUUUUUAACUAAUGCAACCGCUUUAGCAGAUCUUGCACUUGGCUUUGUUAGGUUCUUUACUAUUUUGCAAAUGAUAAAUAAAUAAAUAACGAUUUGGAGGUAGCACAUCCACAUAGUGGUUCUUCGUCUACCUGAUUUCUGGUCGAAUUGGAAUUUGGUUUUUGAGAAGAGGGGAAAACCGGAGUACCCGGAGAAAAACCUCUCGGAGCAAAGGAGAGAACCAACAUCAAACUCAACCCACAUAUGGCGUCGACGCUGGGAUUCAUGAUAUUUAACCUUUGAUGUAAACUUUGACUUUAGGGCAGCCUUGCAUCUACGUAACAUCUUUUUGACACGAACCUUGAAGCGUUCAUUUUCGCGUACUUUUUUCACAGAUCACCAGGGACGGAUGCGGUGUAACUAAAAGCUGCUAUUCUGAGCCUGAAGACUGUGAGGGCAGCGGCGACUGUAGCUACCUUGUAACCAUCAAACCCGUGAAGGGAGGAGAUGGUCAAGGUGAAGUCACCGAGGUGGAAUUUGAAAUUAGUUCCAAGAAGCAGUGGGCCUCUAUUGGUUUUAACACAGAAAAAAAGAUGGUAAGAACGAUCCUUCGUUUAGAGAUAUUAUUUUGGCGUUACUCAUACUACUGCGUGUGGUGGUAAAGCAAAGGUUUACCAAAGGGGAAGGUUGCAAAGAACCGUGCGAGACUUGCGCGCCUACCACGCGCGAGAAGCAACACUUUCUGCUCUUCGCCCCUUGCAGGCAGUGGGUCACCAGAGCUAGAGCCCUGAGCCCAUUUGUUCGGAAGGUGAAUAUCGCGCGUUUUCAUUUCAAGGUCAUACGAAAAUCGCUCUAACCCGUUUCCGAGUUCCAAACACUCUCACUUUCCAAACGAGGCUGAAAACCUUUCUUGUAAAAAUAAGUUUAUUUGCAUGAGAAUGAAAAAUCAUUUUCAUAUCGCACUUAGCCUCGCUUUGAAACAGAGGCAUGCGGCAACUUGCAAUUGGCCUACUCAGGUCAAUUCUGAUUAACACAAAUUACAUUUCAGGCUGGAACAGAUGCAUUGAUCUGUGAGAACAUCAAUGGGCAAGUUUCUGUGGAACACUACUUGGCUGAUAAUGGUUAUGGAACGCCCAGCAAGUCCAAUCCUGUGAGUUUAUCAUACUGAGGCACUUUAAGCCAUCGUUUUAAAGUCCACAAAUAGUUUGCAGCUGGAGGAUUUUUAUGGUACUAUUUUAGCUUACUAAUAUUGUUUUCUGUUUGCUUGUUUAAUUCUUUUCCAGAAACCUUCCUCUUUAGUUCAAAUAUCACAAAAAUCAGAGGGUGGAAUAAUAAGCUGUCAGUGAGUUAAUUACUUUACUUUUAUUUAUGUUUCAGAGUUUCGACAGUUAUGACUUCUUAAAAUGCUGAAUCUCCGGUACAAUUUUCUUGCAAUCGCGAUAUACCAUUCAGCGUUUUUUUUUUUUGAGGGGGUGGGGGGUGUGUGUCUGUUUGUCUGUUUCUUGUGAAAACAAGUUUAAAAUCUUUAUUUGUAAAUUUUUUUCUCUUUAUUGUUUAUUGUAGAUUUAAAAGAAACAUGAAGGAUCCUGUCAUGAUUGACCUGACGGAGCCAUUGUACCUGGUGUAUGCCAGCGGACCCACAAGUACGUCACACAAUAAUAUUUCAUAA